UUCUGGAAUAUGUGGCAGCGCUGCCACGGGUGGCCAUGUUGAAUGUUUGUGUCCACAGGUGAACUGAGGUGAAAUCGACGUUGAUAUGCGAGUGAAAAUAACCGUUUUAUCACUAGAAUUUAACAAAUUCAAGCCAUUUUCGUGACGAAUAAGGAAUUAAACCAACACUGGAGUCGGUAGACAAGACGCCGACCAUAAUAUAUGUGUUCGAAUCGGGUGAACUUUUUUAAAGUGUGUCAAGUGGAAAGUUUCGCUUCUGUUUUGAGUUUGAGCAGCAUUUUCUCGCUCUUCCGCCUUUUCCAUGAACGUUUUAACUCACUGAGAUGGGGAGCGACGAAGAUGGAUGAAAGUGGAGGGGAAUUUGCAGGCUAGUACCGGGUAUAGAUGAUCCGUGCUAAUGCCUGCUGUGGAGAGCUCCAACCAUCUUGAGCGCCACAUGGCCUAUUCCCAGCACCAGGGAAAGACUGGUCCUUCUCGGGCAGGGCCUCCUCCUCACUUAGUUCCACACCAUGCUCCUCACCCUCCACCAUCAGCAUCUUAUGGACCUCCUCCACCACCACCACCUCAACAUGGCUCGCACCCAGGGUAUGGACAUCAUGUCCCACCACCAAAUCAGCGUGGGCCACCCAUCCCGAGCGGUCCCCAGAAUCAGAUGGGACCACAGGUGGGUCAGGGCAACCAGCAAAGAUCGCAGUUGGGUCCUGGGAUGCAACAUGGACCACCACCUCCACAUGGAUCUCAUAAUCAGCGAGGACCACCUGGUAUGAUUGCACCUCCUGGUGUUCCAGGGCCUCCACAUGCACAGCAUAAAAUGUCAGGUCCUCAUGGUCAGUACAUGCCACACAUUCCACAUGGAGCUAAACUACCAAGUGACCGCCCAGACAUUCCUAAUGCUGAAAUGAGGCAUCCUCCGGCUUACCCAGAGCCCCCACGCUACCCUGGAUCAAGUGGCAUGCAUGAGGACUCCGAUAAGCAGCAGCCCCCAGCUCCAGCUGCUGGUGGACCUCAGGGACAGCCACCUGUUAAACAGUAUCCCGGAACAUUAGGGGGACCUGGUGGAAGCUCAGGGCCAUCUAUGAAUAGUGUAAACAAUAGUGGUAGUGGGGGAGUUAGUGCAGAUACUGCUAAACUGGAGGAGGAGUUAAGUGCCCUUAAUCGUACUGAACUUAUUGGGAGAGCUUUGAGGAUAGAGAGUGAAGUCAGGGAUUUGAAACAUUCAUUCCACCAGCAAGCUGGAGAAUUGAGGCACUUGCGAGAUAGCCAUCAGCGUCUUACUGAUGACAAUCAAGAACUACGUGAUCUGUGCUGCUUUCUGGAUGAUGACAGACAGAAGGGAAGAAAACUAGCUCGUGAAUGGCAGCGGUUUGGCCGUUACACAGCAUCAGUCAUGCGUCAGGAAGUGACUGCAUAUCAGAAUAAACUGAGAGAAUUAGAUGCAAAGCAACAAGAACUUAUUAAAGACAACUUGGAGUUAAAGGAAUUAUGUUUAUACUUAGAUGAAGAAAGGAACAAUGCUGCUUGCAGUCAUUGCGGACAUCCCAUGAUUACUCGUGAUGAUGGUGAUGGAUCUUCUUCAUCUACAAAUGCUGAUGAACCUUCAGGUCCUCCACCAGCUCCAACUCAAACUGUUACUCAAUCUUCAACCUCAGUUUCAUCAUCAUCUGAAAUACCAUUAGCUCGUUCGUCUUCAAGGGAGAGAUUGUUAGAAGAUACUUUAAGCCGCCAAAGGUCACCAAUGAAUGAGCAAGUGAUGUCCUAUAUUCGUUCUCUGGAGGCAAGAGUUAUCUUGUUAGAAACUGAAAAACAGCACCUUGUUGAAGAGCUAACAAAAGUAGAUCGUACUCACCCUGAAGGGGAAGUUGCAGACUGUGUAGAGGUUCCAUUUCCUCAACUGAAAGAUAAGCAGCUUGGUUCACGACCUCCUCAGCCUCCACCAUACUCAUUUUCUCAUCAUUUACGAGCUGUAGGACUAGGUUUAACUAAUAGAGCUCCUUUAGGACCAGGUAAGUUGAGUGCCAGCCAUAAAUUAUUGGAUGGGCCUCCCACCACCCCAUUAGUUUCACGACCAACAGCUGUAGCAGCUGCUAUGAGAGUUUUGGAGUUACAGGAGCAACUUGAUGGAUCAUCACACCCAUCAGGUGCACCUCCUCACUCACAGGGUCCUCCACCUCCACCUCUUCCUGGUGGCGGAGGCUCUAAUGUGACUUGUCCAGAUUCUGAACUGGCAGAUGGUGAAAAGGCUUUGCUGCGGCAAAUGUGUAAUGUUGUCUGGAAGAAACUUGAAGAGGUGCCAAGCCAGCACAGAUAAAUGACGUACCUGCAGACUGACAAGGGACACAGACGUGUAUGGUAGUUAGUUGUAUCGUUGAAUUGGGACUCUAUGCAAGUAUCGUACUGUAUAGCAGUAGCUUGUAGUUUUGUUAAUUUUAUAUGACAACUCUUUAGACUUUUAAAACUGUUAUCUCUUGACUUACUCCUAGAAUUAGAAUGGUGCAUCUUGAGGUGCCAAAGGUACAAAAAUCUUUACAGUAUCUGUUUGUAUACAUUUUAUACAGCUGCUGUCAUAAUAGUGUUAUUAUAAUAGGAGAAACAUUACAUUACUCAUGGUGUAAAUAUUUUAUAUAUUGUAUAUUGUAAAUUUAGAUGCUGGUUGUUAAUUGUAAUAGCAAUAUUAUUAGGCAAAUCUUAUUUCUUGGUAUUGAUCGUACAUAUUCUAUUAGAUUUUUAUACUCCUAAUUAGAUUUGUAUAGGCAUGUUUGACUCAAGUAAAAUUAUAGGUCUAUUUUUUAAGCUGGAGUCAGUGAUUCCUGUGGCUUAGAUUAUAUUGGUGUUUCAUGUUAUUUUAUGUACAGCUUAUGAACAAUAGUAUAUAAAAACUCGUAAAUGUAAAAAGGAAUUGUCAACUUUUAUUUUUAUUUAUAAAAUACAUAUUAAAAUUUGUACAUGUA
Molecule: messenger RNA, 2948 nt
Organism: Macrobrachium nipponense
Lineage: Eukaryota; Metazoa; Arthropoda; Malacostraca; Decapoda; Palaemonidae
Gene: Ccdc85
Product: coiled-coil domain-containing protein 85C-like
Source: RefSeq, a predicted model, not a curated record